AUGUUGCAGCUGAUUUUGAUCGCGCUGACAGCGGCUGCGGCCGUUUCAGCAUCAAUCCUUCCUGCCGAGCAACCUCCUAGUAGAGUGGCUGAACGUGCUUCAACUUGCACACCCAAAGCCGGAGGAAGCGGCUCCAUCGACGAUGUCCCAGCAUUACAGUCGGCCAUAGCCAGUUGCGCUUCAGGCACGAUAUACAUACCUCCUUCGACCACAUAUUAUGUGAACUCAGCUUUGAGCCUCAAAGGUUGCUCCGGCUGCACGAUACAGCUCGAAGGGACCCUUAAGAUCGCUUCCGACACUGACUAUUGGAACGGUAAAACAGCUCAGAUUGAAGUAAAUGGGAUCAACGGACUGAAGAUAUACUCGUCAUCGGGGAAUGGUCUGAUCGACGGGAAUGGCCAGAACGCAUAUGACCGCUUUGCCGAGGACUCAAGCUAUGAUAGGCCAACCUUGCUUUACAUUACAGGAGCAAGCAACAAUGUGGUGGUCCAGAAUAUUAAAUUGAAGAACCCCCCAAAUGUCUUCAUCUCCGCGACUGGCAAAUCCACAAACCUCCAGUUCACUGGCCUCAAUCUUUCUGCCACGUCAAAGAGUUCUAACCCUGCCAAGAAUACUGACGGCUUCGACAUUGGGCCAGCGUCCUACGUUACCGUCACCGGGACAACCAUUACGAACGACGAUGACUGCAUAGCAUUCAAACCUGGAGCCGACUACGUGACGGUCACUGACAUCACGUGUACGGGUAGUCAUGGCUUGAGCGUUGGGAGCCUUGGAAACAAGCAUGGAAGUACAGACACGGUAUCGAACGUAUACGUCAAAGGCGCCACCAUGAUCGACUCGACCAAAGCGGCCGGGAUCAAGCUCUACCCAGCGGGUUCGGCCCACGGGACGGCGGUCGUCAGGAACGUGACGUGGGAAAACGUGGUCGUGGACAAUUGCGACUAUGCGUUCCAGAUCCAAUCAUGCUAUAACGAGGACGCGGAUUACUGCAAAAGCACACCAAGCACAGCCACUCUGAGCGGCAUCGUGGUCAAAGGGUUCUCCGGCACAACCAGUAACAAGUAUCAGCCGACUGUAGCAAAUAUCAACUGCCCAGCUGGCGGGUCUUGCGGCGUGGCCAUGAGCGGUAUGACUGUGAAGCCGCCGUCGGGGACGGCGAAGUACUUGUGCGCUAACACGCCGAGCGGGUUGGGUGUUACUUGCUCAAGCGGUGCCAGUGGGUGA
Neoarthrinium moseri is the source of this 1224-nucleotide messenger RNA. RefSeq lists its product as uncharacterized. Gene Ontology annotation, biological process: carbohydrate metabolic process. NCBI's taxonomy places the organism in Eukaryota, Fungi, Ascomycota, Sordariomycetes, Amphisphaeriales, Apiosporaceae. The transcript is spliced from 2 exons. The coding region runs from base 1 to 1224 and encodes 407 amino acids. The record is from RefSeq and is a predicted model, not a curated record. Gene Ontology annotation, molecular function: polygalacturonase activity.